Messenger RNA from Oncorhynchus masou masou (cherry salmon), 808 nucleotides. RefSeq names its product large ribosomal subunit protein uL13m-like. The coding region runs from base 63 to 602 and encodes 179 amino acids. The transcript is spliced from 7 exons. Lineage: Eukaryota; Metazoa; Chordata; Actinopteri; Salmoniformes; Salmonidae. Gene Ontology annotation, cellular component: ribosome; mitochondrial large ribosomal subunit. The record is from RefSeq and is a predicted model, not a curated record. Gene Ontology annotation, biological process: negative regulation of translation; translation. Gene Ontology annotation, molecular function: structural constituent of ribosome; mRNA binding.
CGCUGCACCAUCUGCUCACAUUGGGGGUCAAUCUGGAAUGAUGUGCUUGUAAUUCAAGUAGUAUGUCCAGUUUUACUAAAUCUGCCCAGCAAUGGGCUACCUUUGCCAGGUCGUGGUACCUGAUAGACGCUCGGAUGCAGCCUCCAGGGAAGAUUGCCACUAUGUGUGCAAUCAGGCUACAGGGGAAACACAAACCUAUCUACCAUGCACUGAGUGAUGUUGGAGACCAUGUAGUAGUCAUGAACAGCAGACACAUAGCCUUCUCUGGGAACAAAUGGGAGCAGAAGAUGUACUCCUCUCACACCCAGUACCCGGGUGGAUUUAAACAAGUCACAGCCACCCAGCUCCAUUCGAAAGACCCCAAAGCGAUAGUGAAGCUGGCAGUGUACGGGAUGCUGCCGAGGAACCUCUCCAGAAGGACCAUGAUGCAACGGCUACACCUCUUCCCUGAAGAUGAUCUUCCUGAAGACAUCCUUCUGAACCUGACGGAGGAGCUGCCUCAGCCCAGAGAGAUCCCUCGCAGGCUGAAUGAGUACAGCCAGGAGGAGCGAGAAGCCUUCCCCACUCUGUGGACCCCACCGGAAGACUACAGGAUGAAGUGAUCCAUCAGAAGGCUGUUGCUAGGCGUCUUCUUCUUCUUCUGUCCUGUUCCUAGUACUCAUUUACAUCCAGGUGACAUUUACUGUACACACCACAAACCUUUUUCUGUCGUCCCAAAUAAUGUACAAAAUAAAACUAGUUCUCUUGUCAACAGUUUUUUUUUUUCUUUCUUAUUUUUCUGUGAGAAUAAAUCAUGAUGUAUAUUUAA